Messenger RNA from Ilyonectria robusta, 2359 nucleotides. RefSeq names its product putative sodium/phosphate symporter. Gene Ontology annotation, cellular component: membrane. Lineage: Eukaryota; Fungi; Ascomycota; Sordariomycetes; Hypocreales; Nectriaceae. The record is from RefSeq and is a predicted model, not a curated record. The transcript has 3 exons. Gene Ontology annotation, biological process: phosphate ion transmembrane transport. Bases 432 to 2249 code for a protein of 605 amino acids.
GCCCUCUGCUCGUCCUCUCCGAAGGGAAUGGCCCCUGUACAUGCGAGCUACCUCCCCGUGUUCCACUAUGCGAGUAGAGAUGCUCCCCGUGUUCCACUAUCUGCCUGAAGACUCCCCCACGUGGGCGAGCAGCGCAUCUCGAUAGGGCCAGCAACUCUAUCAACCGGGCCCCCGACCCGCUUCCUUCACACAGCCUCUCAAUGCCCGGCGUCGAGACAGACCCCGUUCGUGUCACCGAGAUGCGGCGUCGGUGGCCCCAAGAGGAAGUCGUGCGUUAGACUUUGAAGCAUGAAAAAGAGGUUGUAACCUUGCCCGCAAGCUUGCAGGUAAGCUUAAAUACCUGAGUCGGGAGCCAUUCUUGGGUUUUGGCUUGUUCUCACCACCACCACCACCACGGCCUUGUCUCUUCUCUCAACUGAACUGCAGUCAAGAUGGUGCUCACCGAAUACACCUACGUCUUUGCCCUCGGCACCUGCUUCGCCCUGCUCGAGGCCUUCAACAAUGGCGCCAACGAUGUCGCCAACGCCUGGGCUACCUCGGUGUCCUCGCGGUCCAUCUCGUACCGCAUGGCCAUGGUCUUCUGCCUGAUCUUCGAACUCCUCGGCGCCCUCACCGUCGGCGCGCGCACCGCCUCGACCAUCAAGAACGGCAUCAUCCCCAUGGAGUCCUUCAAGGACAACGCCGGCGUGCAGCUGCUCGCCUUUGCCUGCUCGUCGGCCGGCGCCUCCAUCUGGGUCAUGUGGUGCACGCGCAACUCGGCCCACGUCUCGUCGACAUACUCGCUCAUCUCGUCCAUUGCCGGUGUCGGUGUUGCCACGGCUGGUGUUGGCGGUGUUCAAUGGGGCUGGAACGGCGGCUCUGGACUCGGUGCCAUCUUCGCCGGUCUGGCCAUGGCCCCUGCUAUUGCUGCUGGCUUCGGCGCCGUCAUCUUCAUGCUGAUCAAGGUCGUCGUCCACAUGCGCAAGAACCCCGUUCCCUGGGCUGUGUGGACCUCUCCCUUCUUCUUCCUGAUUGCCGGCACCGUCUGCACGCUCUCCAUCGUGUACAAGGGCUCCCCCAAGCUUGGUCUCGCCGAGAAGCCCGCCUGGUACAUCGUUGCCGUGACGCUCGGCGUUGGCUUCGGUCUCUUCUUCCUGUCCGCCAUCUUCUUCGUCCCCUACGUCCACGCCAAGGUCAUCAAGAAGGACUACACCCUCAAGUGGUGGGAUGUCGUCCGCGGCCCUCUUCUGUUCCAGCGUGAGGCUCCCUCCGACGCCGAGGAGGCCCACGUUCCCAACUACGCCGUUGUGCAGAAGGACUCCGACGACGAUGAAUCCGCCACCGAGGAGAAGGCCGUCCGUGUCGAUGGCAAGUCCCCCAGCCUCGAGGAUGGUGUCGAGCCCGUCAACUCUCCCUCCGACAACGAAAAGGGCCUCCCCCCUCCCACCACCCAGGUCGAAUACCAGAAGCUCGUCAAGGAGGCCGAGGAGCGUCACCACGCCAAGCUCCGCAAGAAGAGCGGUCUUCUCGGCUGGGCCAUGCGCUUCCUCCACGAGCACCCCAUGGGCGCCGGUUCCAUCCACGAGACUCACAACCUGAUCACCUUCUUCCAGCGCAUCCCCCCCAUGAUUGUCGUCGCCGCUCUCUAUGGUGCCAACUACGACAUCCACACUGCCCAGGUCGGUAUUUCCGGAACUCCCGAGGGUCGCCGCAUGGAGCGCGUGUACAGCUACGCCAAGAAGUACCCCAACGAGGUCGAGCAUCUCUACUCCUUCGUCCAAGUUAUCACUGCCUGCACUGCCUCUUUCGCUCACGGUGCCAACGAUGUCGGUAACGCUGUUGGUGUCUGGGCUGGUAUGUACGGUGCCUGGUCCACUGGCGAGCCCGCUGCUUCCAAGGCCGAUGUUGCUACCUGGCAGAUUGCCGUUGUCGCUCUGACCAUUUGCUUCGGUUUCAUCACCUACGGUUACAACAUCAUGAAGGUUAUGGGCAACAAGUUGACCUACCACUCUCCCAGCCGUGGCUCUUCCAUGGAGAUGGGCGCUGCCAUCACUAUCCUCAUCUUCUCCCAGUACAAGCUGCCCGUUUCCACCUCCAUGUGCAUCACCGGAGCUACUGUCGGAGUCGGUCUGUGCAACGGCAGUCUCAAGGCUGUCAACUGGAAGCGAGUUGGCCUUCUCGUCUUCUCCUGGAUCAUGACUAUCCCCAUCGCUGGUCUGAUUGGUGGUCUCCUCAUGGGUCUUGCCCUGAACACUCCUCACUUCAACUAGUGGUUUACUCCCCAUUGGCCUCACUUGAUAUCCCCGGAUGCCUAAAAGCAAUUCCGUACUACACAAUACUCGACUAGUUUAAUCAUUGCUCAUAUAGAAUACUCAUUUAG